Messenger RNA from Batrachochytrium dendrobatidis JAM81, 683 nucleotides. RefSeq lists its product as uncharacterized. Gene Ontology annotation, biological process: exocytosis. The transcript has a single exon. Gene Ontology annotation, cellular component: Golgi to plasma membrane transport vesicle; cell tip. The record is from RefSeq and is a predicted model, not a curated record. Lineage: Eukaryota; Fungi; Chytridiomycota; Chytridiomycetes; Rhizophydiales. Gene Ontology annotation, molecular function: guanyl-nucleotide exchange factor activity. Bases 32 to 649 code for a protein of 205 amino acids.
AGCGUAUCUGACUACGUACUCUACACUUUUCAUGAAGCGUUGCAUUGCUGAAAGUGUCGAGCCGUGUCUAUUUUAUUCCUAUCCGGUACAUGGUGCAGGAUACUCAAAAUCAAAUGUGUAUGGAGUAGGUAUGAGCGCUUCGUUUAAGAAAAAACUGUUUGAUUGCGCCAUGAAGGGACUCUGUGAAGUGAAACUUGUUGCUGGGAUUACUAGUCCUCGCGUUACAUUGUCCGUCUUAUCUCCAGCAAUCGAACCUACUCUAACCGAACCGAGUUCUCAAGUCACACAGGCUGUUCCAAAAGAUAGAUGUGCUUUAUGUACUAUUGUUCGUGAUUGCGAAUAUGCCAUUCGACUACUGCCUGCUUCAAGCAAUACCAAACAAUGGGCUGGAUUAUGUCGUUGCUGUCGCGACCGAGUAACUAGUGUCCUCGACUUUUUUACAUAUUCAAAUUAUAUGAUUCAAGGGUCGAUUGGUCCUGGAAAACAAGGUGCUACCAUUUUGAGUAUAUUUAGACAGAUGCUAUGGUUGUGUAGGAGAAUGUCGACUGCCAAAAUUGGAAGUUGUAGUAUGUUUGAAACUGCACUUUCAGCCAUCACUGGACCUGGAGGUGGUGGUGAUUGGGAAACUGAUAUUAAGAUUCUUACAUAGAUGAGUAUCAUAAAAAUAGAUAUUCUAUUUCGAU